UAGGGGUCCACGUGUCCAAUAACUGGGUUAUCCAGGUGGGGCUGGGGGAGGCACGGGAUGCUGGGGGUCCCGCGAGCCAUUCCUGGUUUUCCGGGAUGGUGGACGGGCUCCGAGGAGAAAGGAGGGCGCCCCCUGGCGGCCCCGACGCCGCCGCCACCACGGCUCCCACAAUGCUCGCGCAGCCCGGCUUCGGGCUCCAGCGGCAUCGGCUCCAAAAUGGCGCAGACGAUCUUCGAGGCCCUGGAGGGAAUGGACAAUCAGACUGUCCUAGCUGUCCAGUCACUGUUGGAUGGCCAAGGAGCAGUUCCUGAUCCAACAGGCCAGAGCGUCAAUGCACCCCCUGCUAUCCAGCCACUGGAUGAUGAGGAUGUCUUUCUCUGCGGGAAGUGUAAGAAGCAGUUCAACUCCCUGCCGGCAUUCAUGACCCACAAGCGGGAACAGUGCCAGGGGAGUGCCCCACCCCUGGCCACAGUCUCACUGGCUACCAACAGCAUCUACACACCUUCGGCAGCGCCCACAGCAGUCCAGCAGGCCCCGCCUCCUGCCAAUCGCCAGAUCUCCACGUACAUUACCGUGCCCCCAUCCCCACUGAUCCAGACCCUGGUGCAGGGGAACAUCUUGGUAAGCGAUGACGUGCUCAUGUCUGCCAUGUCGGCCUUCACGUCCCUGGACCAGCCCAUGCCCCAGGGCCCCCCGCCUGUGCAGAGUAGCCUGAACAUGCAUUCCGCGCCGAGCUACCUCACCCAGCCUCCACCUCCUCCUCCACCCCCUCCACCACUGCCUCCACCUCCACCCCCCCAGCCUCCACCACCCCCAUCCCAGAGCCUGGGUCCCCCCGGGCGUCCCAACCCUGGCGGGAAUGGCGUGGUGGAGGUGUAUAGUGCCACAGCACCCCUGACUGGGAGUGGAACGGUGGAGAUCCAGGCAUUGGGAAUGCAGCCCUACCCACCCCUGGAGGUGCCAAACCAGUGUGUGGAGGCUCCAGUAUACCCCACCCCCCAGGUGUACAGCCCCGGCAAACAAGGAUUCAAACCGAAAGGACCAAACCCUGCUGCCCCCAUGACCAGCGCCACGAGGGGCGCAGUGGCCACCUUUGACUCCCCACCAUCGCUGAAGACCCGACGGACCAAAGGUUCCAGUGGACUCCCAGAAGCUGCAGGGAAGCCAAAGGCUCAGAAACUCAAGUGCUCGUAUUGUGACAAGUCAUUCACCAAAAACUUCGACCUGCAGCAGCACAUCCGAAGCCACACUGGUGAGAAGCCCUUCCAGUGCAUUGCAUGUGGCCGUGCCUUUGCCCAGAAGUCUAAUGUCAAGAAACACAUGCAGACCCACAAGGUGUGGCCUCCAGGACGCAGCGGUGGCACCGUUUCUCGCAACUCUGUGACUGUACAGGUCAUGGCCCUGAACCCCAGCAGGCAGGAGGAUGAGGAUAGCACAGGGUUGGGCCAGACCCUGUCGAGCGCCCCGCAGCCCCAGGCCUUGCCCACAGCAGGCGGGGAGGAGGGGGACAAGCUGGAGGCCAAGCAGGUGGUCCUCAUCGAUAGCUCUUACCUGUGUCAGUUCUGCCCCAGCAAGUUCAGUACCUACUUCCAGCUCAAGUCCCACAUGACCCAGCAUAAGAAUGAGCAGGUGUACAAGUGUGUGGUCAAAAGCUGCGCGCAGACAUUCCCAAAGCUCGACACUUUUCUGGAGCACAUCAAGAGCCACCAGGAGGAGCUGAGCUACCGUUGCCACCUCUGUGGCAAGGACUUCCCCUCGCUGUACGACCUGGGCGUGCAUCAGUACUCACACAGCCUCCUGCCCCAGCACAGCCCCAAGAAGGACAGUGCCGUCUACAAGUGUGUCAAAUGCGUCAACAAGUACUCCACCCCCGAGGCGCUGGAGCACCACCUGCAGACCGCCACUCACAACUUCCCCUGCCCGCACUGCCAAAAGGUGUUUCCUUGUGAACGCUACCUGCGGCGUCACCUGCCCACCCACGGCAGCGGGGGCAGGUUCAAGUGCCAGGUGUGCAAGAAGUUCUUCCGGCGGGAGCACUACCUCAAACUGCACGCUCACAUCCACUCAGGUGAGAAGCCCUACAAAUGCUCAGUGUGUGAGUCCGCGUUCAACCGCAAGGACAAACUGAAGAGACACAUGUUGAUCCAUGAGCCAUUCAAGAAAUACAAAUGCCCCUUCUCGACACACACGGGCUGCAGUAAGGAGUUCAACCGGCCAGACAAGCUGAAGGCUCAUAUCCUUUCCCACUCCGGCAUGAAGCUCCACAAGUGCGCCCUGUGCAGCAAGUCCUUCAGCCGCCGUGCCCACCUCGCUGAGCACCAGCGCGCCCACACAGGCAACUACAAGUUCCGCUGUGCCGGCUGCGCCAAGGGCUUUUCCCGCCACAAGUACCUCAAGGACCACCGCUGCCGCCUCGGCCCCCAAAAGGACAAGGACCUGCAAGCCCGGCGGCCCCCCCGGAGGAGGGCAGCCCCCCGCAGCGGCAGCACUGGUGGCCGCAAGGUGGUGACCCCCAUGCCUGACCCGCUGGAGCUGGAGGAGCUGAAGGACACAGGGCCUGGGCCAGUGCCCGAGGCCGCCCCAGGCAAGCCGCCCUUCUCGGAGCCGGAUGCCGUGCUGUCCAUCGUAGUGGGGGGGACGGUGGGGGGCGAACCUGAGCUGGUGGUGCCUGGGCAUGCCGAGGGCCUGGGCUCCAACCUGGCCCUGGCGGAGCUGCAGGCAGGGGCCGAGGGCCCGUGUGCCAUGCUUGCUGUGCCUGUCUACAUCCAGGCCUCGGAGUGACGGACCCAUGGUGUUUGCUCCCGCAUCCUGCCUGAUCCUCACCUUUGGGUCCAGGGCCUCUAGGAGCAGACGCGAGAUCCUUCCCAGUGGAAGUGAGCCAUUGGUCAAAAUCCUUUUGGAACAUGCUCUGUAAACCCUGGCCCAAGGCCGCCUCGCUGUGUCUCCUGUCCUGCUGGGAAGCCCUGCAGCUUUCUGGGAUCUGAGGCAGCUGAGCCUGAAUGGCCCAGGGUCUGGCUGGUCCAGGCUGGUGGUCAGGCUGCCUAAGAGAGAAGACAGGGCAGUCCCACCCACCCCUUCUCCAGGCUGCCUAGGGGCAGACUCUAGUUAAGCUGCUCUUCAGGGGCCUGAUACGGUUGGAGCCCUUACCUUUUAAACCUUUUCACAUGCAGUUCUCCCAGCAUCCCCAGAUGACUCUGUGAUGUAGGCAUGUAGGAGGCACUCUAGUGUUGUGGUUAGAGUUCCGCUGUCAGCCAGAUCUGGCUUCAGAUCCAAGCACUGACACUUACUUGCUGUGUGACCUUGGGUAAGUCACUUCACCUCUCUGAGCCCCGCAUUCCUCAUCUGUACAAUGGGGCUUAUGACAGUACUACCUCAUAGGGCUGUCAUUGGGAUCCAGUAUGAUGAAAUGUACAAAGAGUUUGGCAUAGAGUUUGGCGUAGUGCCCGGCACUUAGAAAGUGCUCAAUAAAUGUUUUUAUCAACAUG
Physeter macrocephalus (sperm whale) is the source of this 3485-nucleotide messenger RNA. RefSeq names its product zinc finger protein 341 (gene ZNF341). NCBI's taxonomy places the organism in Eukaryota, Metazoa, Chordata, Mammalia, Artiodactyla, Physeteridae. Gene Ontology annotation, cellular component: nucleus; nucleoplasm. Bases 58 to 2781 code for a protein of 907 amino acids. Gene Ontology annotation, molecular function: DNA-binding transcription activator activity, RNA polymerase II-specific; RNA polymerase II cis-regulatory region sequence-specific DNA binding; DNA-binding transcription repressor activity, RNA polymerase II-specific. The transcript is spliced from 15 exons. Gene Ontology annotation, biological process: regulation of transcription by RNA polymerase II. The record is from RefSeq and is a predicted model, not a curated record.